This is a messenger RNA of Artibeus jamaicensis (Jamaican fruit-eating bat), 1029 nucleotides long. RefSeq names its product vomeronasal type-1 receptor 3-like. The record is from RefSeq and is a predicted model, not a curated record. The coding region runs from base 24 to 956 and encodes 310 amino acids. The transcript has a single exon. Lineage: Eukaryota; Metazoa; Chordata; Mammalia; Chiroptera; Phyllostomidae. Gene Ontology annotation, biological process: G protein-coupled receptor signaling pathway. Gene Ontology annotation, molecular function: pheromone receptor activity. Gene Ontology annotation, cellular component: membrane.
CAUCUAAGAGAGACCACCAUUCCAUGAUUUCCAGAGACACCCCGUUUGGGGUCUUCCUCACCAUUCAAACUGGAGUUGGUUUCCUGGGGAACUGCUUGCUGUUUAUGUUAUACAUGUACACCCUCUUCACUCUCCCCCAUAAGAAGAAGCCUGCUGAUGGGAUCCUUGCCCACUUAACUUUGGCUAACAGCCUGACCGUCCUAUUCAGAGGGGUUCCAAAUAUAAUUAGUUCCUUUGGAAUGAGGCCUGAGAUAAGUGACACUGAGUGUAAACUUGUUCUCUACAUUCAGAGAGUUACCCGGGGUAUUUCUCUGUGCACCACCUCCCUCCAGAGCUUGUUCCAGGCCGUGACCAUUGCUGUAAGUGGUUGUAAAUGGGCCUGGCUCAAGAACAACAUCUCCAGACUCAUUCAACCCUCCAUAUUUUUCUGCUGGAUCAUCAACAUGGUCAUGUAUUCUGAGGUUAUCUUAAAAACUGUGGCCAAUAGAAAUAUCAGUGAUAUUACAUCUUUUUAUCAUAGUCCUUUUUGUAAGGUCAGUAUGUAUGAUCACUACGUGGCUGUGACAUUUCUCAGUAGCAUGAUUAUUCAGGACUCAUUGUUUCUCUCCCUGAUGGCAUGCAGUAGUAUCUACAUGGUGACUGUCCUUACCAAACACCACAGGACAGCUCAGAGCAUCCGCAGCAGCGCCCGCUGCUCAGGAAGCUCUCCUGAAAGCAAAGCCACCCAGGUCAUCCUCACACUGGUUUGCUGCUUCGUUUUCUUUUACUGGACCAAUAGCUUUCUUACUGCUUAUUCACACUUUGGAAAUAAGCUGAAUUGGCAACUGGAGAACAUUAAUAACUUUAUUUCUUCGUGUUACCCUACCAUCUGUCCUUUCAUCCUGAUGAAAAAUGAGAAAAGAAUUUUCAGAGUGAAUUUCUUCAAUAGUAGGACAAGAAUUUUUUCGUUAAAGUAAAUUAAAUGAUCCUAUGAACACUCCUCAGCAUUCGUCUGGAGGAGAAGAUUCAUUUAUAUGCGUCCAGAGUCAC